Molecule: messenger RNA, 1536 nt
Organism: Nannizzia gypsea CBS 118893
Lineage: Eukaryota; Fungi; Ascomycota; Eurotiomycetes; Onygenales; Arthrodermataceae
Exons: 3
Coding region: 1-1536 (511 amino acids)
Biological process (GO): RNA (guanine-N7)-methylation
Cellular component (GO): cytosol; tRNA methyltransferase complex; nucleus
Molecular function (GO): tRNA (guanine(46)-N7)-methyltransferase activity; protein binding
Source: RefSeq, a predicted model, not a curated record
AUGGCCCUUCGCCAACCAGUGCAGCGAAUAGCGCAGCUGCACCGAGCUCAGCGCAACAUCUUCAUCGCCGCAGCCGGACCGAAUCUAUAUACGUUUGACGCCCAGGAUGGUGCCCAAUUGGACGUCUGGCCCGCUACUUCAGUCGCUGAUCGACAUACAUUACCGGUAGAAAGCCAGCCGGUAGCAAAGGACGACCCCACCACUGACCGCGCAGGAACACCACCGCCAGAGAAGAAGCGCAGACUCUCACCAGCCUCAAGCGAGACCAAGGAUGGAAGCAAAGCUCAAAAGUCCUCCUCCAUUGCAUGGACUACUAUACCUUUGAUCCUAUGUACGCCGUCAGGGGAACAUGUUAUCGCAGUGACGGCCGAAGACAAGUGUCUACGGGUGUUUGAAGUAGGCAUCGACGGGACAUUGAAACAGCAGAGUGAACGAUGCAUGCCCAAGCGACCCUGUGCACUUGCACUGGCGCAGAACAACACCGUGAUCCUCUGCGGUGAUAAGUUCGGAGACGUCUACUCUCUUCCCCUUCUCCCCGAUAACAACGCCAAACCACCGGCCGCUGUAGCAACAACCCCUACUCCAACCGAAGAGCCAAAAGCAUUUAAGCCCUCCGCCAACCCCCUCACAGUCCACACAAAGAAAAACUUAUAUUCUCUGCAACAACAGCUGCGCUCACCAGUCGUCAAGCGCGAGAAAGUCGGCCCUUCAUUUGAGCUUAAGCUACUGCUGGGCCAUGUGUCCAUGUUGACUGAUCUGGCGUUUGUCUCGUUCCCUGCUGAAUCACGAAGCUACAUCCUGUCCGCGGAUCGCGAUGAGCAUAUUCGUGUCUCAAGGGGACCACCACAAGCGCAUAUAAUCCACGGAUAUUGCCAAGGUCACACAUCCUUCAUUAGUAAACUGUGCAUUCCCUCUUGGGCUCCGGAAUUGUUGAUUUCCGGCGGAGGAGAUGAUUAUAUCCUUGUCUGGAACUGGAGAGAGGGCAGGAUACUCCAGAAACUUCCGUUACAGCUGGCACAGCAAAGCAGCCAGGCAGACAUUGCUGUAAUCGGUAUCCGGGCAGUGUCCUUUGAAGGUGAUGCCGGCUUAUGCCAUUUUGCGAGGGGCGCUAUUCUUGUUACCAUUGAGGGAUCGCAAGAACUGCUGGCUUUUGGCGUCAAGGCUGAUAACACUUUAGAGCCUCUUCCAACAGUUAAUGCAUCAGGAAAUGUCCUUGAUAUCACUAAUUUGGACGACAAGGGCACCAUCGUAGUAUCGUCGGAUCACGUCCAUGAGCCAGGAUCAACCACUCAGCAGAGAUCCGAUAGUGCAUCUUCGGGCUCGCCACUACAGCAGUUUACAGCCACGAUGGAUUCUGGAAGCCUCAAGUGGGAAGAAUCUCAUUCUCUCGCUCUAAGUAGCAUGGCCACCUGUUCGUCUUUCAGCUUGAAUCUUGCACAAGACGAAAAAGAGAGGCAGAAACAGUUGAAGCAGCUUGGAGAAUCGCUGUAUAAUAUAGGAAACCUCCGCAAAAGCGUGCGGGGUGAGGAAGAGUAA